UUUCUAAUCACCCGCCGUCGUCGGUUCUAUUGCAGUGUGUAUUUAUUGGUAGUUUGCAACGCCAAAAUAAAUUUUUCCAAACUUUAUAAAUUUUGUUUGUCUUCAUAUUUGUAAUACAAUAAUUUGUUCAAAAUUUAAAUAUUUAAAACAAAGUAGCGACGUUAUUGCAGGUCUUUAAUUUAUAGUUCAAACAAUUCUUCAAGUAUAGAUGUACAUGUAUAUAUAUAUUUGUGUUACGUGUGUGUGUUGGUGAAAGAGACUUAAGUUUAAGUAGCAGCCACGCCGUCAAACAGACUAGAUGAUACGGGUUUGAAAAUGGAGACACCCAUUCACUUGAAUUUCUUAGUCCUAACCUAGAUAACAAUGAUAAAAAGUCUUUGACGAUUAUUUGUGAUUAGCAAGGGAUUUAAAUCAUUGUUAUUUUUUUAAUUAACAAUGUCGACCAACGUUCAGUUCGCGAAUCCACCCCCGCCGACGGGGAUAAGUUUACCCAACAUGUCAGUCCCACCACCGACGACUCCAAAUUUAUCAGCACCCCCGCCUAAUUUGACUACGAUAAACACCAGCACUGGAGGAUUCCAGUCGCAGCAGCUCCAACAGCAGCAGCAACAGCAACAAAGAUUUCUCAACCAUCGAGAUAGCGCACGAGGAUUCUUCAAACCCUUUCGGCCGUAUCAUGCCCCGAAAAUAAUCUCCGGUGGGCAGGAUGCUCUGCAAGAUGAGUUUGACGGCAAGAGAUUGAGAAAAUCUGUCAUGAGGAAGACAGUAGAUUAUAAUUCGGCGAUAAUAAAAACUCUUGAGAACCGUGUAUGGCAACGGGACUUCCGUGAUAGACGUCCUCUUCAGCCGGAUGUUAUGUACUAUCCAGACCUUUUGCCGCCUCCGAGUUACGUGGACAAUCCGAUAAACUCAGUGACUACGAGGUUCGUUAAAACAGCGACGAAUAAAAUGCGAUGUCCUAUUUUUUGUAUGGCCUGGACUCCAGAAGGUCGACGUCUCGUUACUGGAGCAUCGAGCGGGGAAUUCACCCUCUGGAACGGUCUUACGUUUAAUUUCGAAACCAUCCUUCAGGCACACGACAGCCCGGUAAGGACAAUGGUUUGGUCGCACAAUGAAAGCUGGAUGGUGACGGGGGACCACUCGGGCUACGUCAAGUACUGGCAGAGCAACAUGAACAACGUCAAGAUGUUUCAGGCGCACAAAGAAGCGAUUAGAGGACUCAGUUUCAGUCCAACGGAUCACAAAUUGGCGACUUGCAGUGACGACGGAACCGUCAGAAUUUGGGACUUUCUACGCUGCCAUGAGGAGAGAAUACUCAGGGGUCACGGCGCGGAUGUUAAAUGUGUCCACUGGCAUCCACAAAAAAGUCUAGUCAUCUCCGGGAGCAAAGAUAAUCAGCAGCCAAUAAAAUUAUGGGAUCCAAAGACUGGUCAGUCGUUGGCUACCUUACACGCUCACAAAAGUACUGUCAUGGAUGUCAAAUGGAACGAAAACGGAAAUUGGCUAGUAACGGCGUCGAGGGAUCAUCUGCUGAAGCUUUUCGAUUUGAGAAAUUUGAGCCAAGAGGUUCAAACCUUUCGCGGUCACAAAAAAGAAGCUUCGAGUGUUGCUUGGCAUCCGAGUCAUGAAGGUCUUUUUUGCAGUGGCGGCAGCGACGGCGCUAUUCUUUUCUGGCACGUCGGAGCCGACAAAGAAGUAGGCGCUAUAGAGCAAGCCCACGACAGUAUUGUCUGGACACUUGCAUGGCAUCCAUUAGGUCACAUUCUUUGCUCUGGCAGCAAUGAUCACACUUCGAAAUUCUGGACACGAAAUCGCCCAGGAGAUCUCAUGAGAGAUAAAUAUAAUCUCAACACCUUACCUGCGGGAGCGGCUGGUGUUGAUGAUCAUGAAAUUGCUGAUGAGGCUGCAGUAAUACCGGGAAUGGGUCCUGAAGAUAAAAUAAAUGAGUUCGACAUUGAACAAUCAAUGGAAGAAGACACUUCGCAGGGUAUACCUGGUUUGGACCUCGACCACGCUGCUGAAGAGAGUAAAAAACUCGCGGCAAGUAAAAAGGUCCCGUACAGCAAACCCAUUCCGCGUAACUUCCAAGCGCAGUGGAAUGAAAUGGAAGCUGAAGACCCAGAACAAGUAGAAGCGUUGAAUGCUAUUGUCAAUCAGUUGAUUGAAACGACCCCGGGAGCAGUACCUUUGAAUGAAGUUGCACCAAAUGCUAUUAUUUUAUAUGGAAAAAUAAUUCCCGUGGAACCUGGCUCAAAACUUGCUGAUGCUAUCGUUAAAGGUAACGAUGCUAUAAAUAAAUUAAUUACUGCAGGUGAAAUAGAAGAACUUAAGGACGUCGUAAUAAAUUUACCUGAAGAAACCGAAACAGACGAAGAUUAUUUACAAGAUGAGGGUGAUAUAGAUUACUCGAAAGUUCCAAAUAUUGAUUUACCUCCACCUCUGCCAAGCUCGAAGUUUGCUCAAAAUCCCGAAUUAUUGAAAGCUUUGAAUUAUGGAGGGAAGCGAAAAUUCGAUCAAUUGAUUGCGUGGAGUGAAGCAAAUUCAACUGAUCGAAAUAAUAAAAUGCAUCAACCUGUGUUUGGUGUCGGCGGAAUGUCUGAAGACUCGACAUCAAUUAAUAGCGACAGUGAUUUAAGGCUAAUGGUGGGUAUGAAAAAUUCACAGGAUCAAAAUAAUUAUUUCGCUAAUCAAGAUGAGGAUCUCAGAAGAAUGAACAGUGUAGAUAGUCGUGGAGGAAUGGUUCGUGGGGAUGAGGAUAUGAGAAUGAAUGUAUCUGCUGCGUCAGCUAGUGGUCCAGGAAGGCCGCCAGGUGGAAUGAUGAAUGAGUUUGACAUGCGCAAUUCGUUUGAUAUCAGAAAUUCAUUUGGUGACAGGGAUUUCAGGCAUUUAGGACCACCUCCAAUUCUCGGAGGGUUCAAGAAACCUUCUAUGGACGGUGGUGAUAAUUUUGGUAGCGGAGAUAUGGAUCGUGAUGGACGACAGAGACCUUGGGAUGAUGAAAAAGGAAUGAACAGUGGUUUGAAUGACGGGCGUUCUAAUUUCGAUAAACGAGAUAUGUCUUCAAAUAUGUCAGGUAGUAAUAUGUCAAUGUCAAUGGGAAAUAUGCCUCCAGGAAAUAUGGGUUCGAAUCACCAUAACAUGCAGAAUAUCAGUCCAAAUAUGCCACCUCCGUCGAUAUUAUCCAUGAUGCCUCCUCAUCACCAGCAUCACCAGGCAAUGAAUCAUCUUUCAAACAUGCAGAAUAAAAACAAUCCAAAUAUGAUGGGAGGUAAUGACAAUAGUGGCCCAAUGCCGCCACAUUUGAUGCACAUGCCGCCUAACUUUGGACCCAACGGUCCACCACCCAUGCCCCCUAACUUCGGGCCCAACUUCCGACCGCCCAAUGGAAAUUAUGGACCCAAUCAACCUUAUCGACCAAAUCCCAUGGCACCCUUUGCACCUAGUCAAAACGUGCCGUUCAAUAACAAUUUCCCUCCUCCCAAUUUCCGGGGUCCAAACUCCGGCAACAAUCAAAUGCCUCCAAACUUCGACCGUCCUCCAGGCUUUGGACCGAACUUCCGCAAUCAAAUGUCAGCAGGCAAUCAGUCCGGCCACGGACCCGGUGGUAAUUUCAAUUCUGGAUUCGGUAAAAAUUACAACAACAGUGGCGGCAGUGGCGGUAAUAUGGGCAGCGGUGGUGGCAGUGGUAGUGGUGGCGGUAAUAAUUCUGGUGGGAAUAAAAAUGGCCCCAACCGUGGUCAACGAUUUAGAAAAAAUGUUCCAAACUAAUCGAUAACUGUCAAUGACUCUCUUAAUGAGUGAUUAAAUAAUGAUAAUAAUGAAAUUUAAAUUGUAAUAUAUUAUACAGUCCAUUGAGUGAUCUGUCGUCUUUUUAAAUAAUACCGGGUCACUUUCACGAGUUGCCUUGGAGUGGAAUAAUAUAUAUUCCAACACGAGGAAAUACCCCAUUAUAUAUAAUAAUGAUAAUAAUAAUAAUAAUAUUAAUAAUUAUAAUUAUAAUAAUAGAUAACAGGCAAUUGCGUGUACUUGAGAUGAUGAAAAAAGUAGAUUCCAGAAGACAAUUUACUUAAUAAAAAUCAAUUAUAUCGUA
Microplitis demolitor is the source of this 4090-nucleotide messenger RNA. It is a transcript of the gene Wdr33, whose product is annotated as WD-repeat containing protein. Bases 436 to 3768 code for a protein of 1110 amino acids. Gene Ontology annotation, molecular function: protein binding. The transcript has 9 exons. NCBI's taxonomy places the organism in Eukaryota, Metazoa, Arthropoda, Insecta, Hymenoptera, Braconidae. The record is from RefSeq and is a predicted model, not a curated record. Gene Ontology annotation, cellular component: mRNA cleavage and polyadenylation specificity factor complex.